AUGUUCUCCCUUGACACCCUCCAAAAUGCUGAUCUCGCCGAAGAAAUCGAAGCCAUCAAUGCCAUCUACGACCCCGACACCGUCACCAUAAACAGUACCCCCUCCGCCACUAACACUGCGACUCUUGAUCUGGGCAGCGCUGGCUCCGCAGCGGCCAUCGCAUCGAGUAUAAAACUGCAGCUUCCGAAUCAUCCGACUUUAUCGUUUAUUAUCGGGUUCGAAAUUUCGUAUCCAGAGACACGGCCAAGGGUUCUGGGGACUGCGUCCACGGGCGCGCGCGGGGAGGGGAAGGUCGCGGUGGAUGUGGUGGAGGAUAUUGUGGGCAGGAUACAUCAGCCUGGGGCGGUUUGUCUUUUUGAUAUUAUCAAUGAGGCCGUCGAGGCGUUUGAGGAGUUGAAUAUUGGUGGUAAUAACGAAGAAGAAGAGGAAGACGAGGAGGCUACGACUACGAAUGACCUUGCGCCAGAGGAAUUCGCUACGCUCUCGUUACGGGAUAACUUCGGAAUUGACAGUCCGCCCGACUGGAUUCUUUCUGAGGUGGUGACGGAGAAGAAAUCGAUAUUUGUCGGGCGCGCAGCGCAUGUCACCAGUCUUGCGCAAGCACAGGCAUACCUGGACCACCUGCUCGCGACGGAGAAGAAAGUGGCAGCAGCGACGCACAAUAUCAGCGCAUGGCGAAUCAGGGAGAAACGGAGUGCCAGCAAUGGCAAAGGCGAGGAAGAAGAAAUGAUUGUGCAGGACAGUGAUGACGACGGUGAGACGGCUGCGGGAGGACGACUGUUGCAUCUCAUGCAGUUGAUGGAUGUCUGGGAUGUCGUGGUGGUCGUGACAAGGUGGUACGGCGGGGUACACCUGGGCCCGGACAGGUUUCGUAUUAUCAACGCCGUUGGGCGCGAUGCGUUGAUUCGGGGUGGAUGGGAUAAGAAGAAGGAGAAUGGCAGGAACGAAAAGGGCAAGAAGAAAGGGAAGAAAUGA
Messenger RNA from Aspergillus glaucus CBS 516.65, 975 nucleotides. RefSeq names its product IMPACT family protein. Gene Ontology annotation, molecular function: protein binding. Gene Ontology annotation, cellular component: cytoplasm. NCBI's taxonomy places the organism in Eukaryota, Fungi, Ascomycota, Eurotiomycetes, Eurotiales, Aspergillaceae. Gene Ontology annotation, biological process: regulation of translational initiation. The record is from RefSeq and is a predicted model, not a curated record. The coding region runs from base 1 to 975 and encodes 324 amino acids. The transcript has a single exon.